GAGAUCUCCUUUGAAAAUGAUGCUUUGGUAGAGGGAGGGAACUUUGGAGAGAUGCACAAUGGAGUUGAUUACCGUGAAGUGCGUCAGUACUGCAGCGACCACCAUCUUGUGCGUUUCUAUUUCUUAACUCGCGUGUACUCUGCAUAUUUGGAAAGCAUCUUGUCAGACUUCCAGGCCGGCCUCCAACCUGACGUUGUUAUCAUGAACUCCUGCAUCUGGGACAUCACUAGGUAUGGCCAGAAACAAAUGGAAGAAUACAAGACCAAUCUAGACCUACUGUUCACCCGCUUGGAUCAGGUUCUACACCGUGAGUGCCUGGUUGUGUGGAACACGGCCAUGCCUGUCGGGUACAAGGGCGGAGAAUUAAGUGCAUAUGUUAAAUGCAACCUACGUUGGGAUAUCGUUGAGGGCAACUUCUACAGCGCUACCUUGGCAGACCUAUACAAGAUGGAUGUUUUAGACUUUCAUUACCACUUCCGGGUCGACCUGAGACACCGUUGCAGAGAUGCCAUACACUGGAAUCAGGUGGCACACCGCAAGUUUACUCAAAUCCUGCUAACUCAUAUUGCAUGUGCCUGGCGGGUGGAGGUGCCUGAUACCAAACGCAUAGAAGGUUGUAAUUUCGAAGGUGUUCCACCUCGUAUGGUCAGAUGGAAUAAAGACAAUGCCUGUCCUUACAAGAAUCCUAGAAUGAAUGAAAGAAGGGGUUGUUACUGGGAUGCCAAUCCGACCAGUGCAGAACUUUGUUUGUUGGGCGCUAUGUCCGCGUGUGUGGAGAGACCGCUGCAUUCAGUAAUCGAUCCCUGUUUUUUAGAUGACAGCCCUCAGAUUGUUGGCACCAUGAUGCCAGGAUAUUUAAGUUUUGAUGGGAACUACUGUAAUGAGAACGGGUCACUGUUUGGCUCUCAGAAGGUAACAACACAUUUGCGUUAA
Messenger RNA from Bombina bombina (fire-bellied toad), 933 nucleotides. RefSeq names its product PC-esterase domain-containing protein 1A-like. The transcript has 7 exons. NCBI's taxonomy places the organism in Eukaryota, Metazoa, Chordata, Amphibia, Anura, Bombinatoridae. The coding region runs from base 52 to 933 and encodes 293 amino acids. The record is from RefSeq and is a predicted model, not a curated record.